Molecule: messenger RNA, 703 nt
Organism: Columba livia (rock pigeon)
Lineage: Eukaryota; Metazoa; Chordata; Aves; Columbiformes; Columbidae
Gene: C1H12orf57
Product: chromosome 1 C12orf57 homolog
Exons: 3
Coding region: 172-552 (126 amino acids)
Biological process (GO): post-embryonic development
Source: RefSeq, a predicted model, not a curated record
UAGUAUUUGUCCAGUAGGUUUCCCGCCGCGCGGGAAGCCUCACCCGAACGUAUAACAAUAGACGGGGCGCGCAUGCGUUGUCGGGGUGGGGGUGUGUCCUGACUGCUGGGCACUGGGAGGUGGUGCCGCGGAGCCUGAGGAGGCGGGGGGGCAGCGGCCCCGGCGCGCCCCAUGGCGGCGUCCGUUCAGGCCCCACUGGCGCCCAUGAGCGCGGAGCAGGCGAAGGUGGUGCUGGCGGAGGUGAUCAAGGCCUUUGGGGCGCCCGAAAACAAGCAGCGGAUGGAGGAGGCUCGGGACAACGCCUGCAACGAUAUGGGCAAGAUGCUGCAGUUUCUCCUGCCCGUGGCCACCCAGAUCCAGCAGGACGUGAUCAAAGCCUACGGCUUCAGCAACGAUGGUGAAGGGGUCCUGAAGUUCGCCCGGCUGAUCAAGUCCUACGAGUCCCAGGACCCAGAGAUCGCCAGCAUGUCGGGCAAGCUUAAGGCCAUGUUCCUGCCGCCCAUGACGCUGCCACCACAUGGGGCUGGGACUGGUGGAGUGGCAGCCUCCUGAGACUGUGGACCUCUCCUGCCUUGCCAGGGCUGUCCUCCCAAGGCAUGGGUCCUGUCAGCACUUGAACAAGGGAGACACUGACCUGAAGGGAGUGGGAUGCUUUGUGUAUGCUUAUGUGUCUGCUUGUGAAUAAAGAAUAUCUUGAAAAUGC